This is a messenger RNA of Orbicella faveolata, 2623 nucleotides long. RefSeq lists its product as uncharacterized. The record is from RefSeq and is a predicted model, not a curated record. Gene Ontology annotation, biological process: ERAD pathway. Gene Ontology annotation, cellular component: endoplasmic reticulum. NCBI's taxonomy places the organism in Eukaryota, Metazoa, Cnidaria, Anthozoa, Scleractinia, Merulinidae. Gene Ontology annotation, molecular function: ubiquitin binding.
UUACCGUCAUGGUUCAAAAUAAGGUUAAAUUUGCCUCGCCUGUCGAUAGAUUAAGACGCUCAGUUGAAUAGUUUUAGCGCUAUGGAAAUUUGAUACUGUAAGAAUUUGCCGAAGGUAGGUCCGUCCUAAGAUCGUGAUCGGUCGAUAAGGUUUCGGAAAUUCUCGGAAGUUGCUUAGCAAAAGCUGUAACAAGAAUGGCGGAGAAUUGACUAUGCAUUCUGCAAACGCAGAUGGACUAACAGAAAGAACAAGGGGAAAAAACAGAGAUUUGAUUCACGACUCAAUGAUUGCUAGAACGCCAGUUUCGUCUGGAGCGAGACGUUUCAGCGAAGGAAAGUUUGGAGGACAACCACAAUCACAUCAUGGUGAAAGACCAAUGAGUGGCAGGUCGCUAGACAGCCCAGUACCCCCAAAUAAUACAGCACAGACAUCCCAACAUAGGCCUCAUUCAAAUCAAAGACCAUUUCAAGAUGGAAGCCAUCUGUUACGACGUCAUACCACAGAGGACCUUAUCUCUUCUAAUGAACACAAAUUUUCAGGAAGUAAUGCUUCAUUUGUUCCUAGACCUCCAUCACGGCACUUUGCAGGUAUAGAAGGUCGUCCAAAAUCAGCCAGGGGUCGUGUACGUCCGACGUCCCAGCCUGGGAGAGAGACUAAAGCUUCAAGAGAAAAUCUGCAGCGUGUUGGGGAACAAGUUCCUUUCCCACCUCUAAAAUCACAAUCAUCAUUCUCAAAGUACAAGCCACUUCCUUCUAUUGGUACAGGACUUGUUGUUGAACCUGAUGGGGACCAUCCUUCUCACCAUUCUGGUGUAAAAAGCAAACAUGAUAAUGACAAUGACAAUCUUAUGUUGCUACAAAAGACAGCUGAUCUGUCAUUACAUUAUACACUUCCUGAUGAACCAAAAGAUACAGAGCCACAAAGGAUACAUCUUGCUAUCAGACUUUUAGAUGGAUCUCGUCAUGAAAGAUGGUUUAGACACACUGACACACUAGGAACGGUGCUGGCUUUUGCUGAGUCAGCAAGUAAAAAUAAACUUCCUCCUUGCCAGUUCUGCACCAAUGAAGUGCCAAGACGGGUUUUUGACAAUUUUUCUGAAAGCCUGAUACAAGCUGGUAUAACCUCAAGGACAGUUCUGUAUCUUGAAGACAUAGUGUAGCUUCAGUUGUCAAUAAGAUAUACUGUGUUGUACUUCCCUAAUCCAGUGCCAUCUAUAUGAUGUGGACUGCCAGUCAUUAAGUCCCAGUCAAUUUUACACCCUCUUAAUCUGUUGGCAGACAACUUUUACAACUUGCCAUCUGGUUGUAGCCCCCAUGCAGAUGCUCAGAGCAUCUGCAUGGGAGGCUAAUCUGCUCAUGGAUCAAAUGAUAUUAAUAUGUCUGUUCCUGGAAGUCUCAUAUAUAUACACAUUACAAAAUAACGAACUGUCUGUAUUUCAAAUAAGAAUGGUAUAUAAUAUGUUGAUAAUUAAGCAGAUGUACAACUAGUUAUACAAAUAUUAUACUAAGGGACUAAAGUAUAUUUAAACUGUGUGAUAGAAAUUAUUUGUGCAGCUCUCAGACUGCAAAAUGUACAGGGGUGACAAAAUAAAUUAUUUACCAUACUCAAUGAAUAGUUCAUACCAGAUAUGUACUGUAUCCGCUGCUGCAAUUUACUUAACUUAACACUUAAACUAAAUUAAAAGAAUAUUUUGAACAAAUGUAAACUAUCAAUCAAUUAUUAGGUUAGAUAAUUUUUAGAUUCUAGGGGUGCAAAGUAACGGGCUUUGACAUUCAUAACACUUUGAAAUAAUGUUGUUUGUUUGUUACUUUUAAUUAUUGCUAUUUAUUGCUCACAAAUAAUAAAGAAAGAAAGAACCUGUCUAUCAGAAGCCAUGAUAUAUUAGGGAGAACUCUGAUAUUUGCAUGACCAGUGUUUCCUGUUAUGGGAUUUUUUCCAGGGGGGGAAAUCCCAUAUAAACAGGAUGGGGGUGCUGGUUGGAAAUAUUGAAAAGAACUCCUAAGAGAAUACUAAGAUCCUGUUAUUUGGGCAUGGCUUCAAAAUUUUUUCACCACUAAGAGGUACUAAUUCUAAAACAAUGCAUUUGCUGAAUGUACUCUUUUACUGAUGAGUUGUGAAUUCAUGGUGUAAAUGAGACAAAAUUAUAAAUCAGUUCCUUUUUAUAUUGAAGUAGUCUUCCUGGUGGGAAUUCCAUUCUGAUUUCUUUUGUUUCCCUGACACUACUAUGAUCAAAUUUUUACUCCUUGAUUUUUUUAGGUUAAUCACAUAUAAUUCUACAAAAGUUUAAAGAUGCCGUUUACCAUUUACAAAUAUCUGCAUUGGUUCCGGAGAUAUUUAAGUUUAAAAAAAUGAGUAAAAUAUGCAAAUGAGAUGACUAUGAUGUCAUACACCCAACCAAAUAUUACAUCAAGUAUAUAAAUAGCGCUAUCUUGGUCACUUUGCAGCAGAAACCAUUGAAAAUUGGUAGCCUAAUAGUUCUAAAUGCAACACACCUACAGCUAUAAUCAUUUCCAUUCCCAUGGCAACCCACUCUUUUCCAGUCCUCUCUAGCCUGAUUUCAAUAUUUUAGUAAUUUUAAGCUUGGAAAACAUUAAACAAGGCAAUGAACUCAACCUAACGUAUU